This is a messenger RNA of Arvicola amphibius (Eurasian water vole), 522 nucleotides long. RefSeq names its product phospholipid phosphatase 4-like. Gene Ontology annotation, molecular function: phosphatidate phosphatase activity. The transcript is spliced from 3 exons. Bases 1 to 522 code for a protein of 173 amino acids. Gene Ontology annotation, biological process: phospholipid metabolic process. Lineage: Eukaryota; Metazoa; Chordata; Mammalia; Rodentia; Cricetidae. The record is from RefSeq and is a predicted model, not a curated record.
AUGGAUGAGCGAGAUGAGCGAGAUGAGCGAGCAAGUGAGAGAGAUAAUGAUGACACAAAGUUAACUCUGGGCACACGCAGGCCUGAAGGGUCGCUCUCAUGGUUGAAAGUUUAUUCUAGAAUGAUUGUGGCAGAACAGAUUUGGCUGAAAGUUGCCUUCUCGGGCCUCGGUUUCACAACAUUCUAUCUGGCUGGCAAGCUGCACUGCUUCACGGAGAGUGGGCGGGGGAAGAGCUGGCGGCUUUGUGCUGCCAUCUUGCCCUUGUACUGCGCCAUGAUGAUCGCCCUAUCGCGCAUGUGUGACUACAAGCAUCACUGGCAAGAUUCCUUUGUUGGAGGAGUGAUUGGCCUCAUUUUUGCCUAUAUUUGCUAUAGACAACAUUACCCUCCUCUGGCCAACAUGGCAUGUCACAAACCGUAUGUCAGCCUCCGCGUGCCCACUUCACUGAAGAAGGAGGAGACGCCUACAGACGACAGUGCGCCCAGCUUGCCUCUGGAGGGCAUCACCGAGGGCCCCGUAUGA